AUGCGGGAGUUCCACGUGGAGGAUGCCACACAAAGUAAUUUACCAACAUCAGUGUUUCUCAUCGGGUAUAUCGUCGGGCCACUUGCGUUUAGUCCCCUGAGCGAGACCGUCGGACGGCGGCUGGUGCUGCUGCCUACUAUUACCGUGUUUACUCUGUCGACCGUAGCAUGUGCGUUGAGUCCAAAUUGGGGAUCGCUACUCUUCUUUCGUUUCAUCUGUGGAACCAUGGGCUCUGCGCCUCAGACUGUUGUGGGUGGCGUAUAUGCAGACAUGUUCUUUGAUCUCAGAGAAAGAGGUAGAGUGAUGGCAUUCUAUAUGGCGUCAGCUAGUUUCGGACCCAUUCUUGGUCCGAUUAUAUCGGGUUUUGCAUCGCCCUCUUAUGGCUGGAGAUGGACGUUCUGGAUUGCUUCCAUCCUAGCGGGCUGUGCUUGGAUCUGCCUUCUCUUUAUGCCCGAGACCUUCGGGCCGGUUUUGACGAGACGCAAUGCAACUGGAAUGGAGGAUACAGUUUCAAAGAACACUGUCAAUGUUGUUCAGAUUGUCAAGCGACCUUUGGCUAUGCUGCUCUUCGAACCCAUUAUCACCUUCACUUCGAUAUAUAUCGCGCUGGCUUACGGUCUUGUCUUCUUCUAUUUUCAAGCUUAUCCAAUAAUUUUUGAGGGUGUUUACGGCUUCGAUGUGAAGACAACCUCUCUUGCUUUUCUACCUGGUAGGUACAUCACCCAUGUCCUCGGAACCACGCUAAUAGAGAUAGUCGGCAUCGGUGCAGCCUCCACCAGUCUCGUCGCCCUCUACUGGGAUAUGACCUACGACAAAGCCAAGAAACGCAACAAGCCAUGGCGCUUCGGUGCAGAACUCCACAGACUCCCUAUCUCCUGUCUCGGCGCCGUCCUCCUCACAGCCAGCUCGUUCUGGCUUGCCUGGACCUCCCGAUCAGAGUUCCACUGGGCAGUUCCCAUCGCCUCUGGCGUAGUGUUCGGUUUCGGCUACCAGACUAUCUUCGUCUCCCUGUUGACGUACGUGACCGAUGCUUACAAGAUAUACUCUGCCAGCGCGCUCGCCAGCUCGGUCAUCCUGCGCAGUGUUCUUGGGGCGCUGUUGCCGCUGGCUGCUAAGCCGAUGUACGAGACGUUGGGGGUGAGUUGGGCGACCUCGCUGGUUGGAUUUCUGAGUCUGGCGUGUGUGCCCAUUCCGUUUGUGCUCUUGUACAAGGGGGAGUGGGUGAGAGAGAGGAGUAAAUUCUGUCAGCAGCUGAUGAAGCAGGAAUGGGCGAAGGGAAGCUCAGACACAGAGCGUGGAAUACAGGGUUGA
This is a messenger RNA of Aspergillus fischeri NRRL 181, 1311 nucleotides long. Its product is annotated as putative MFS multidrug transporter. The record is from RefSeq and is a predicted model, not a curated record. Gene Ontology annotation, biological process: transmembrane transport. The transcript is spliced from 3 exons. Lineage: Eukaryota; Fungi; Ascomycota; Eurotiomycetes; Eurotiales; Aspergillaceae. Gene Ontology annotation, molecular function: transmembrane transporter activity. Bases 1 to 1311 code for a protein of 436 amino acids.